This is a messenger RNA of Hemiscyllium ocellatum (epaulette shark), 2584 nucleotides long. It is a transcript of the gene babam1, whose product is annotated as BRISC and BRCA1 A complex member 1. Gene Ontology annotation, cellular component: BRISC complex; nuclear body; BRCA1-A complex. NCBI's taxonomy places the organism in Eukaryota, Metazoa, Chordata, Chondrichthyes, Orectolobiformes, Hemiscylliidae. The record is from RefSeq and is a predicted model, not a curated record. Gene Ontology annotation, biological process: mitotic G2 DNA damage checkpoint signaling; protein K63-linked deubiquitination; positive regulation of DNA repair. The transcript is spliced from 8 exons. Bases 16 to 1383 code for a protein of 455 amino acids.
UGGACGGUCGCGAAGAUGGCGGCGGCCGCUGAAGAUGGGAGGGAGGCUCCUGCUGGCUCUGAACCUGAACCUGAGUCCGAGGCUUCAGGCCCAAUGGAGCAUCGACCCAGCACUCGCUCCAACCCCGAGGGCGCGGAGGACAGGCAGGAUCCGCCCGGGCAAGGGGCGCAGGCCGGCGGCGGCAGUAGGGAAGGGGAUGGAGAAGCCGGGACUGAGAGCCCAGGGACUGGGGGUAGGACCAGGAGCAGCCGCAGGAGGCCUCAGGAGCAGGAAGCCCAGGGUCACAGCCUGCCCCCAUUCCAACCCCAACCCCAACCCCAACCCCAAAAUCAAACCCAACCCCAAAUACAACCACAACCUCAACCUCAGCUCCAAACCCAAACCCAAAAUCAAUCCCAAUCCCAAUAUCAAGGUCAAAGCCAACCCCAAAACCAAACCCAGUCCCUGCCCCAAUCCCAAUCUCAAACCCAAUUCCUGUCCAAGACCCAGACCUUGCCCCAGUCUCAAAGCCAGCCCCAGUUUCAAAACCAGUCGGCGACCACAGGGCAGCCUUCAUUCCUGCCCCAAUCCCAAAGUCAACCCCAAUUUCAAUCUCAACUCCAGCUACCAACACAAUUCCAGAGCCAGGCCCUGUCUGAGACUCAGAUCAAGACUCCAAAAGUUAACUGCCCAGAGAAAGUGAUCAUCUGUUUGGACCUUUCAGAAGAGAUGUCACUGCAGAAGCUGGAUUCGAUGAAUGGUUCAAAAACAAACGCAUUAAACAUUGCCCAGAAAAUGAUCGAAAUGUUUGUCCGGACAAAGCACAAGAUUGACAAACGUCAUGAGUUCGCUCUCGUGGUGGUUAAUGACGAGGUGACCUGGUUGUCGGGAUUUACUUCGGACCCUCGGGAAGUUUGUAGCUGCCUGUACGACCUGGAUACAAAUGUCUGUGAGUCCUUCAAUCUGGAUGGACUAUUUAACCUCAUACAGCAGAAGAUUGAGUUGCCAGUAACGGAAAAUAUUCAGACUAUCCCACCACCGUACAUCAUACGGAUGAUCCUGGUCUACGUUCGAACACCCUGCCACCUGCAGUCUAUUUCCAUCGAGCGACUCAAUAAAAUUCUGCAAUCUCCUUACUUUUUCUUUGACACGAUUUACAUUCACAACGGCCCUGAGGAAAUGGACGAAGACUCCAGCUGUAAGGAAGUUUGUUUGUUUUUCAAUAACCUGGACACAAAGGGGACCAGCUACAAGUAUGAUGUGUCACUCGCUGGACAGGCUGUGGAACUGCACAACUGCAUGGCCAAGUUACUCGCACACCCGCUGCAGAGGCCAGUCCAAAUGCAUGCGGUUUAUAGCCUGCUUGAAGAUGAGGAAGGAGUAGAAGUAGAAGCAACUGUUUGACAGGGGAACAUGACAAGGGAAGUGAACUAAGAUUCUCUCUCUAUCUGUACAUUAGGAAAGUUUCUGUGUGGGUCAGGGUGAUUACGCUGUCUUGGUUACAGUUGACGUGCAAGUGUUUACUCCAGAGAAACUCAGAUCCUUAAUAAAUCUGAGUGUUCCUUCAGUUGAAUCGUCAAUAAUGCACGAUCAACUUUAUCAUGAAGCUGUUUCGUCCCUUCAGUUCCAAGUGGAUUAUUCUGAUUUUAUGGGUUGAAUUCAGCCUAUAAUAACUCAUGACACUUUCCUGUGAAACUGGAGAUCAGCACGGUUGAAGCAGUGCUGCUGCUGAGUAUCGUUGGUAAAUUGGCAUCAAAACAUAAUGGGACAGAUUUUCACAAAUGAGUGCACUCCAACACUGGCAAUCUGGAUUAUUCCCCGACGAAUGCAGCCACCUCACCCCAGCUCUGUCUAGGGUUACACAGUAAUGGACAUCUAUCUAUAAUGCUGUUGAAGAAGAGCAGUAGAGUGCAGACCAGUCUCUAGUCCAAUGUUUAUCCCUUAAUCAGCAUCAAUAAAAAUACAGAUAUUCUGCCUCCUGUCAUAUAGCUGAUGGGAUGUUGUGCUCAAAGUGGCUGCCACAUUUCUGCACAUGAAAACAGUGACUGUGCUGGAAUGGCUGUAAGAGUUUUAUAUAGGUGCCUGAUCCUGUAAUUCCAGUGAAUUCUGGCUUUGGCUAGAUGUGUCAUUUAGUGCCACAUUGGGUACUUGUGCAUUGAAGGGCUUUCCUUGCUGUCACAUUAAGAGGUUGAGCCGUGGCAUGAAGAGGAUCCUCACUUCCUGCAGACUACAGAUUAUGAUGGAACACUUUGCCUUCAGGAUCUUCUCCAGAGAUUUGAGCUCAUAACCUCACUGUGUCAGGCUAGGACAUGGUAUUCAACCAGGAUCUUGUCUGCCGAUUCCAGUUGAUGUUCAAGAUUUAAUGGGACUAUUGGAUAAAGACCACGGAGGCCUCUAACAUCUGGUUCACUCUUGAAGCAUGCAAACUGGCCAAUGUGCCAUUCCAGUGUGUUUGUGACAGUACUGUGUGUCAUGGCUGCUGUGUUGACAAACUCAUUAGAUGUGAAGGGUUUCAAAUGGUUUAAACCACACAAUUUUGUUGAAGGAAAACAUUCAUUGCUAAUUUCUGUUUGCUCUUAACAAGGAAAUAAAGUUACUGAAAGUG